Messenger RNA from Guillardia theta CCMP2712, 1428 nucleotides. RefSeq lists its product as hypothetical. The coding region runs from base 1 to 1428 and encodes 475 amino acids. The record is from RefSeq and is a predicted model, not a curated record. Gene Ontology annotation, molecular function: endopeptidase activity; protein binding. NCBI's taxonomy places the organism in Eukaryota, Cryptophyceae, Pyrenomonadales, Geminigeraceae. The transcript has a single exon.
AUGCAGAGCCGAGCGGCUCCUCUUCAACGUGGCAUGCAGUCGAACGGAGUCUUUCGGAGCUCGCGAGAGGGCAGCCCAGCGUUUUCGAGUUGUCGCUCGAGCAUUUCACCUGUUCCUUCCAUAUCUGACCGCUCGGCGUCUCCCUUCCCUGACAUGCACUUGGAGGACGAGACUCGACCUGGCCUUCCGCAUGUCUCGCCCAAACUGUGGAUCAUGGCAGAGUUCUCGUACCUCGAGCAGACCGUCGCUUCGCUCGUGCAGUUUGUGCAGGAGGAGACGGAGUCCUGCUCGUCGGGAGCCUUCAAGCGAGGCGAUACAGACAGGCGACCUGGUGGCAUCAGAGAGAGCGGGCUCGUAGGGCUAGCGUUCGAUGACGACUACAAGGUGAUGGAGCUCGUGCCGUGCUCGCCUGCGGAUGAUAGCAGACUCAUCAUGGUGGGAGAUCAGCUCCUCUCUGUUGACGGACAGGAAGUUCAAAGCUUUAUUCGAGCAGGAGCAAGCUCAGAGACGCUCCUCAGUGGCCCCGUGGGCUCCUACGUUGAGCUCGUGCUGACCAGAGGAGAGGGAGUGAAGGCUCAUCUUGUGCGGGUGAGCCUGCAGAGGACGUCGAGGUCCAUCGUCCUGCGUCGACUUUCACUCCGACAUGAUGUGGAGACGCUGCGAGCGUUUGUAGAGAGCGUGCUGAGAGAGAGAGCUUGCGCUCCCUCGGAUGAGAAGUCCGAGUGCCGGUCCUGUGUCAGGCUCAAGAGCUUCAACGCGCUUGCGACGCGGCGGAUGCAGCGGGUGAUUGAGUUGAACGUACAGCUGUUUGAGGAGAGGAACCGUUUCUCCCUGCGUCAUGCUGAGUUGCAGGAGGAAGUUGAGCGCGCUAAGGCCGUGGUCACUCAGCUCACCUCCAUGGUGGAGGAGGUUGAAGGUGUUGUGGGCAACGCUGAGAGUCAGCUGGUGGAGAGCUCGAGAAGCUCGAGGAUGCUGGAGAAUCGUGAGACAGGCUCGGAGACGCAUAUUAAUGCCUUGCUGGCUGAAAACAGAGACUUGAAGGCAAAGCUGCAGGAGGAGGAGGAGAGGUUGAAAGAGACUCGGCAACACAUGGAGCUUCUUCAGGAGGAGAACGUGAAGCUCAGGAGCGGGGGAAGCAAAUCGAGCUCGCAGUCGACAGAGGUAGGAAGCAACCAGCAGAAGCAGAUGCAGGAGCUCUCAGAGACUAUCCGCUCGCUCGAGGAGAGCUGGCAGGAUGUUCUCUCUGUCCUCCCGAAGCCUUCGGAGGCUUCCCGGGGAAGGAAACAGACUUUCCCGCUUCCCUCUCCCCAGUCAGGUGACCGUGAGAUUGUGAAACACCAGGGCCUGGGAUCGUACGUGGCUCGCCAGCUCGACAUGCUUGCGCGAAGUAUGCUGCGAGCAGCGGAGGAAGAAAGGAAUGUCUGUUAG